AUGAAGUUAUCGUCAUUCCUCCUUGCAUUUGUUGGUGCUGGGCAAGCCGUUGCAUCCAAGCAGCCUAACAUACUGUUUAUUCUAACCGAUGACCAAGAUGUGCAUAUGCAAUCGAUGGACUAUAUGCCAUUGCUCCAAAGGCACCUGCUGGAUGAAGGCACACUGUACCCCCAGCACUUUUGUACCGUGGCUAUCUGCUGCCCGUCCCGAGUGAACCUCUGGACUGGUAAAACCGCCCACAACACCAACGUCACCGACAUUUUUCCUCCAUACGGAGGCUAUCCCAAGAUCGUCACUGAGGGCCUCAACGACAACUGGCUCCCCGUCUGGUUACAGAAUGCGGGUUACAAUACAUAUUACACGGGCAAGCUCUGGAACGCACACAAUGUGGACAACUACCACAGUCCCUUCGUGGCUGGCUUCAACGAGUCAGAUUUUCUCCUCGACCCGUACACAUAUGACUAUACGCAUCCUCGAAUGACACGCAAUGGCGCGCCGCCCGUCGCGUACGACGGCCAGUACUCGCCUGAUCUGACUGCUGCCAAGGCCUUGGGAUUCCUGGACGAGGCACUCCUCCAUCAGGACCGGCCGUGGUUCGUCGUCCACGCACCGAUUGCGCCGCACUCGCAUGUCAGUUCCAGUGGCGGCAAUCGUGACAGAGCCGAUCAAAUGCCCAUGUACGCUGAUCGCCACGCGCACCUGUUUAAGGACUAUAAGAUCCCCCGUACAGAGAAUUUCAACCCGGAAGUACAGGGCGGCUACCAGCGUUCCAGGCUCCGAACUCUGCAGAGCGUCGACGAGAGCUUGGACGAGAUGAUUAGGAAGAUCGAGCGGGCAGGACAGCUUGAUAACACAUAUAUCUUCUACACGACGGAUAACGGGUUCCACAUCAGCCAACAUCGCAUGAACCCUGGAAAGGAGUGUGGGUUUGACACUGACAUUAACAUCCCUCUCAUCGUUCGCGGUCCCGGCGUUCCUGCUGGCCACGUUUCGACGGCGGUGACAACACAUACAGACUUGGCUUCCACGAUUCUUCGUCUUGCUGGUGCUCCCAGUGACGAUUCUGACGGAACGCCCAUCCCGCUUAGCGAGGAAGAUGAGAGGAACGCUCGCCGCGACCAUGCGCAGAUUGAGUUCUGGGGCCUGGCGAUUCCUGAGGGCUUGUACGGCGACUAUGGCACCGAUACGCCUGGAGAUGGGUUUUCCGAAGGCGCCCAUUCCUCCAAGUACAACAACUACAAGGGACUGCGCCUCAAGUCGGACGACUACAGCUUGUACUACUCUGUGUGGUGCACCGGUGAAAAGGAGUUCUACGAUAUGAAGAACGACCCAGGCCAGCUUCGCAAUCUUCUUUCGCCAGAGUACGCCCAUAUUGCGUCCUCGUUCACCAUCGCCAACAGGGGAUUCGAAGACAUCAUCCCUCGCCUGGAUGCCAUGACGCUGGCGCUCAAGACUUGCAAGGGUCACGCCUGUAUUUAUCCAUGGCAAGUAAUUCAUCCAGCUGGCGACGUCAACAGCCUGGCGGAGAGCCUGGACCAGCGGUUUGACGCGUUCUACGCCGCGCAGCCCAAGGUUAGCUUUUUGAAGUGCGAGCUGGGUUACAUCCCGGAGAGUGAGCACCCACUUAACCCAAUCCAAUUUGGCGUGGAGAGUCAGAACCAGACGGCAAGCAAGGACGAGCCAUAAAGAGGUAAGACUUAUGUUCGAAUGCUC
Messenger RNA from Aspergillus versicolor CBS 583.65, 1713 nucleotides. Its product is annotated as sulfatase family protein. The transcript is spliced from 4 exons. The record is from RefSeq and is a predicted model, not a curated record. The coding region runs from base 1 to 1686 and encodes 561 amino acids. NCBI's taxonomy places the organism in Eukaryota, Fungi, Ascomycota, Eurotiomycetes, Eurotiales, Aspergillaceae. Gene Ontology annotation, molecular function: N-acetylglucosamine-6-sulfatase activity; arylsulfatase activity; glycosaminoglycan binding. Gene Ontology annotation, biological process: phenol-containing compound metabolic process.